This is a messenger RNA of Aethina tumida (small hive beetle), 709 nucleotides long. RefSeq lists its product as uncharacterized. Gene Ontology annotation, molecular function: odorant binding. Gene Ontology annotation, biological process: sensory perception of smell. The transcript has 2 exons. The coding region runs from base 38 to 454 and encodes 138 amino acids. NCBI's taxonomy places the organism in Eukaryota, Metazoa, Arthropoda, Insecta, Coleoptera, Nitidulidae. The record is from RefSeq and is a predicted model, not a curated record.
UCGCUCAUAUACAUACAUAUCUUCUUAAGAUUAAAUCAUGUUGAUUUAUCUGUGUUUGUUUUGCGCGGUCGCGGUCGCGCUCGCAAACGGGGACGUGACAAAGGAGGAGGCGCAAAAACAAAUCGGAGCGAUAAAAGAAUGCCAAAGCGAUCCGGAAAGUUACACGCCGCCGGAACUAAUGCAGAAAAUAAGCAGGGGUGAAUGGAUCGAAGACGACAGGAUCAAAAAGGGUCUGCUGUGCUUCUCCAAGAAGUUAAACUACAUCAACUCGGACGGAGUUUUGAACGCUGACCACGUGAUAAGCGAUUACGAACGAUUGUACGGUACGGACAAGUUGAAGGAGUUGAGAGGAUGCGUCCAACAACAAUCGACACCCGAGGAAACGGCCUAUCAGUUGUUCAAGUGCAAAUCUGCUAUUGUUGGUAUAGCCGUCAACAUUCUCGAAGCCAAUUAAUAAAAAUUGUCUCGGAUAUACCUGAUUAAAGCGCAGAAAAUUGUGUCUGAAUUCAUCAACUGUCGACUGUAAUUCGUCCCAUUCUUUUUUCAAUUCAUCUUGUUCGACUUCUUGCCGUUGCUUAGCUUGUUUUAAAUUAUUAUUUGCAAUUUGCAGUUGCUCUUUAGCCUCUGUUAAAUAUCGUGUGUAAUUACACGAUUUACCUUCCUUAAAACCUGUUCUGUCAUUUAAAUAACAGCCUCAUUAAUUAAUAAA